AAGCUGAUUCGAGAGGGAAGGAACCGGCAUCAGAAAAAGCCAGCCCUUCGCCAGAGACAAAAAGACGAAAUCGCCCCCAAAGCUUCAUAUCCCUCCCUCCCUCUCUCACACGCACGUACAGCAUUUGUGUUUGUAGAAAAAGCUUUUUCUACAAAGCUUUAUUUGUGAUUUCUGUGUGUUUGGUUGUGAAUCUCAUCUUGUAUGAAUUAUCAUUUCAUGAAGAACAAGCAUCACUUAUACCAAGGUAUCGAUCAAGAAAUCGGAGAGAUGAAGUCCGCCGAGCAUCCGAUUUCUGAUGAUGAGUCCGAUGGCGAAUCACCUAACAAGGACCGAUCGGAUUCAAAUCAACUUAUCCAGCCGCUCGGCAGGGAUAUAACCAUCAACUGCCUCCUCCGCCUGCCAAGGUCUGACUAUGGUGUAGUUGCCUCCCUUAACCGGUGUUUCCGUUCCCUAGUCCGAUCUGGCGAGCUGUACAAGCUCCGUCGUUGGGCAGGUAUAUCUGAACAGUGGGUUUACAUCUCCUGCAGCCCCCUGGAGUGGGAGGCGUUCGACCCUGACCGCCGGCGUUGGAUGCGCCUGCCGCGAAUGCCUCCAAACGACUGCUUCAUGUUAUCUGAUAAGCAGUCGAUGUCCAUCGGCACCGAUCUUCUUGUUUUCGGUAAGGAAGUCAUGUCCCACACAAUACUAAGGUAUAGCAUUCUGACUAACUCAUGGUCUUACUGCACACCAAUGAAAACACCUAGAUGCCUGUUUGGAGCUGCCAGCUUUGGACAGAUAGCGAUCUUUGCGGGUGGCGUAAAUGCUCAAGGGAUUGUAUUGAGUUGCGUCGAGCUAUACAAUUCAGAGACAGGAACUUGGAUGACACUGCCGAGUAUGAAUAAACCAAGGAAGAGCUGCUCAGGCACUUUCUUGAAUGGAAAGUUCUAUAUCAUGGGAGGUAUUGGUAGCAAUUCGGUGUCAUAUACGUGUGGUGAAGAGUAUGAUUUAGAGAAGAGGAGUUGGAGAAUUAUUCCAGAUGUGUACCCAGUGACAUGUGUGCCGACAUCGCCGCCUCUGUCGAUCGCAGCCGUGAAUAAUGAGUUGUAUGCGGCUGAUCAUGCUCAGAGGGAACUGAGGAAGUAUGAUAAACAGAAGAAGAGGUGGGUCAUUCUGGGAAGAUUGCCUGAGGGUGUGGUUUCAACGAAUGGUUGGGGAAUCGGAUUUAGGGGAUGUGGGAAACGGAUAGUUGUCGUUGGUACGGUGAGGGGGAUGAGAGGAACUGGUACUGUUGAGAUAUUUUCGUGGGAACCGGUGGAUGGGGUGCCAAGGUGGGAAUUGCUGGCCAGCAGGCCUUUUGGAAGUUUCGUCUAUAACUGUACCGUGAUGGACUGCUAGCCUCUGUUGGAAUGAAUAUGUAGUCUCUUUCAUUUUUAUUUUUAUUUUUUCAUUUUUUCUGAAAAUUUCAGAUUCUCGUCGAAGGACGAAUAGAAUGUUAUCGGUCGUGGGAUUGGACCGUUUUAGAGGUAGUUUACAAUGAUCGAUCCAAGCUGUUCAUCUGCUGGGCUCCAUCAUGGUAUGGGUUAUGCCCCAAUAUCUCCCUUGAUCCUAACCUUUGAAUUGCCGGCCGCAAAUGAAAAAAAUAAAUAAAUAAAUGAACAUCUCGGAUCCCACCACUGCAAAAAUGGUCAAAACAACGAAAAGGUGGGCCCCGCAUGUACAGUUUAUUGGGUAGGCCAAAUGUUUUUUUAUCAAACAUGAUAGUAUACAGCUCCGUAUAAGGAACCAAGCAAUGAUUUUGAUC
Messenger RNA from Magnolia sinica, 1780 nucleotides. Its product is annotated as F-box/kelch-repeat protein SKIP11-like. Gene Ontology annotation, molecular function: protein binding. The transcript has a single exon. The coding region runs from base 202 to 1374 and encodes 390 amino acids. The record is from RefSeq and is a predicted model, not a curated record. Lineage: Eukaryota; Viridiplantae; Streptophyta; Magnoliopsida; Magnoliales; Magnoliaceae. Gene Ontology annotation, cellular component: nucleus.